Lodderomyces oxycetoniae is the source of this 3993-nucleotide messenger RNA. RefSeq names its product Pds5p (gene PDS5). The transcript has a single exon. NCBI's taxonomy places the organism in Eukaryota, Fungi, Ascomycota, Pichiomycetes, Serinales, Debaryomycetaceae. The coding region runs from base 1 to 3993 and encodes 1330 amino acids. Gene Ontology annotation, cellular component: chromatin; nucleus. The record is from RefSeq and is a predicted model, not a curated record. Gene Ontology annotation, biological process: DNA repair; mitotic sister chromatid cohesion.
AUGAUGAUUCAUAAGGCUAAAGAGGACCUGCUAAUAGAUUUUGCUAAUACUGUUUCCCACAAGGUUGGUUUUUCCUUCAAUAAACCUAUUUUGAGCACUAUCAAACGCUCUAUAAGCAAUAAAGAGCUUUUAUUGCGUCUUACAGAACUUCAUGAAAAGUUGUCGGUUUUGGAAGAUGAGGAGAUAGAGGUUGAGUCUCUUAGAUCUAUAGCGAAUGAUCUUGCCGACAAGAAACUACUCAAUCACUCAAGUAUAGGAGUUCAAGCUUUUGUUUGCUGCUGCAUAUCUGAUAUCCUCAGACUCUUUGCACCAAAUGCUCCAUAUUCAGACGACCAGCUUUCCAGCAUAUUCAAAGCAUUCUUUAAGCAAUUUUCAAGAAUCGCAGCUACCCAAUCGUCAAGAUCCGAAAAACCACAGUUUUACUUGCAAUAUGUCUACUUGUUGAAACGAAUAGCUGAGACUAAAACAACUAUUUUAAUCAUUGAUCUUCCAGAUUCACUGAAAUUGAUCCAACUAUUUUUUGAAACUUUUUACACAGUUGCAACUAAGGAUUCUUUCCCGCAAGAACUAGAAACAAUUGUUGCAGAUAUCUUGGCUGAAAUGAUCUCAGAAGCUGAAGUCAUCCCCCACGAUAUUAUUAAACUUAUUCUUGGUAGAUUUUCAGCACACGAGUCACAAACAAACCUACUCUUGAGCAAAAUCACAACACCAGAAUUCAACUUUUCAUUAUCGAUUUGUGAAAAUAAUGUUGAUAGAAUGUCGCGUUCUGUUGCUCAGUAUUUUUCGGAAAUCUUGUAUAGAAAUUCAAAUAUCUUGGAACAGGCAGAUGCAGAAGAAGAAGAGGAGGAGGAGGAGGAGGAUGAGAAAAAGGCGGUGGUGAGUGAGGAAUCAAAAAGGCAAAAAAAGAGGACUUUGCUAGAUGCCAUGGAUGUAUUGGAAAGAAUCCACCAUUUGUCUGUACAAAUAUGGAGGUUUGUUCCCUCCAUAAUGUCUUCAGUAAUGGCUCUAGUGGAAGAUGAAUUGAACGCCAGCGAGGAAAAAGUAAGGGCAUUAGCUACCAGAACAAUUGGGGAAAUGUUGGGCUCCUCAACCUUAAGCUCGACUGUGCCUUUGCUCAAGGUGAAUUUUUUUAUUGUACACCAGUCAACCUGGACAACUUGGUUAAAGAAGCCACUGGAUAUUUCCAGUAUAGUACGAAGUCUGUGGGUGGCCCAAUUACCGGAAAUUUUCAUGCACAACCAAUUUCUUACAUCUGAAAUCGACCAGCAACUUGUAACAGAGUUGAAAAAGUGUCUUGUUGAUACUGACUAUAAAGUAAGGGAGAUGGCAUGCUCUUCAUUAGCAAGAAUCACUUUCAAAGUAUUUGCGUCAAAGGUGUUGAACAAGGAUAUAAUGACCACACUUUACCAACUAAUGCGAGAAAAACACAAAACAAUUAGAUCAAUUGCUAUUAAUGCAUUGGGAUCCAUUUACCAAAGCUACGUGGAUGCUCAAAUUGCCUCGAAUUUCCAAUUAGAUUCUGAACAAGAGCAAUUGAUUUUUGUUAUUCCCAAACAAAUUCUAUCACUCGUUUAUAUCAAUGAUAAGAACAUAAAUGCAAUGGUUGAUUUGUCGUUGUUUGAGAAGUUGGCUCCUAUAACUGAGUCAAAUGCGGUUAAAAGGGUUCAAAAAUUAGUCCGCUUAUAUUCUGUACUCGAUAAGAAAGGAAAAGAUGCAUUUGCUGCUAUCAAUACCAGACAACGCAAGGUGGGACCUAUCAUCAGUAAUUUGAUGGAAAUCUCUGACGAGUGCGCAAAGGGCAAUUCCAUUCAAGAUAAGGAAAACAAACCAUCCGGUGAAGAUGUAAAAGCGAACUUGUUGAAAAUAGACAAAAUAUUGAACUGGAUCUGUGUUUCAUUCCCAGAUGACCACAAUGCCUACGCAUGCUUGGAACGUUUAAUCAAAUUAAAUAGAGCGAGGUUCUAUUAUCUUAUCAAAACCUGUGUCACUUCUGAGUCUGAUAUCAAAACAAUCAACAGUGCCCUUACAGAGCUUUUAACAAAGUUAUCAGAAACAAAAAAUAUCAAAUUAGACGACGGGUUUGGAACAAGACUGAGUGUGACUACAGCAGAUAUGGUUUACAAUGUGAAGUUACUAUUAUUGAGAGGAUCACCCUUGCUUUACAACAGAUCCAAUGUUGAACAACUUAUAGAGGUUUCCAAGUCAACGGAACAACAACAACAACAACAACAACAACAACAACAACAACAACAACAUCUCAACACUACAGCAAAGGAGAUUCUUGAACAAAUUUCUAAUAUUAAUCCAAAUGUGUUUCAGUCCCAUGUGCGUACGCUCACUGAAUUAUGUAACGAGAAAACCGAGACAGACAAGACUGGUCCUCUAAAAACAAUUUAUCACUUUGUUAAGAAAUUCCCUGAUGCUUUCCCAUCUGACAUUUCAUUUACUGAAACAUUGAAAAAAUUGGCAGUAAAUGGCACGCCUGAAGAAGCCAAGUAUUCAAUGAAGUUGAUUGGUAAAAGUGAAAGAAAAGAGCUUUGUUGCGCUGCAGUUGUAGAGAAAAUUUAUCCAUUGGAUAUUAGCAAUGACAAAUUUGCAACCCAUUUGAGUUCCAUUGUUGAAUUGUUUGUGGUUGAUAAAUUUUCAGUAAUGGAUAAAGAAGCCGAAAUUACUCCGUAUAUUAUCAAAAACGUUUUGCUUGAGAACUCCAAGUAUGACAAUGCCUCCAAUUUCAAAGUUUUGGCAGUAAGGAUGUUUACCAAUAUUCUCAAGUCUACCGCUGCUGCCAAUGAUGUAGAGGCUGCCAAGGAAAAGGCGGGUCCUGUUUUAAAGUUGCUAAUCUCCAUUAUUGGUAAUAAAGGUGAAAUUGUAAAUAAAACGAAUCCAACAUGGCCAACACCAGAGGAAUAUAAGCAAAAACUUCGUUUAACUGCUGGAGAGUAUCUAUUGAAAUUGGCAAAGAUUCCAGUGUACAAUGAAAUAAUCUUAUCGCCAACUAUGCGAAAACUAUGCUUUCUUGUGAAUGACGAAGAAUUGAGUAUUAGAAGAACUUUCUCUGUAAAAUUGAGGGAGAACUUAGCUAAUGAAGCUAUUAGUGAGAAGUACCUUUCUCUAGUCUUUUUCAGUGCUGCUGAAACAGAUUUAGAAUUAAAGAGUGACACGACAAUGUGGAUUAAUUCAAUGUUCCGACGUUGUGAAUUGAAAAAGAGUUUGAAGUUUGAGAAAUCACUUGUUCGAUUGAUACACAAUUUGGCGCAUCAUGAGGUGUUUGAGCUAAUCAUACGUGGGAAUCAAAAAGAAAAAGAAGAAGAAAAAGAAGAAGAAGAAAAGAUAGAGGAAACUGAAACUACUAGACUUCUAAAUGCUUAUAUUUUUGCUUCCUCCUUUCUUAUCUACUUUGUUAAACUAAUUGCGAAAGCGGAAAACAUUUCAUUACUUUAUUAUUUGGCAAGCCGAGUGAAACAGCAUAGGGAUGCUGCAAUAGCUUCUUCCCAAUACGAGAAGGAAACAUUAUCUGAAGAAACUUUGCAAAUUUAUAGAAUUGCUGAGUUGGCGCAGUUGAUCUUAAAGACAUACAGCGACUACAAAAACUGGUCAAUCCAAACUUGGUCAGAAAAGAUUAAGUUACCACACGAGCUAUAUGUUCCAGUAGCAACUUCUCAUGAAGCACAAAAUAUUGUGUCACAUAUAUUUAUUGCAGAGAAUAUUCAAGUACCUUUGGUUGCCCAUACAAAGAAAUUGAUUACUGAUCACAAGAGAAAACGUGAUGAUACUGUAGUGCUGAAACGGCUGAAGGAGAAUGGCGCCGAUAGUACCAAAAGGUCAAAGUCAAGGCGCCCUAGACAUAAGAAGAGAAAAAUACAUCUGGAUGUAAUCGAGUCAACGAUUGAACGGAGAAGAAGCAGUAGAGUGGUCACAAAAGUUGACUACAAAGAUCAACUUUCAUCAUCUGCGGACGAGGAGGAGUCAUCGGAGGAAGAGAGCGAUUUUUAG